This is a messenger RNA of Salvia splendens (bonfire salvia), 519 nucleotides long. RefSeq lists its product as uncharacterized. The transcript has a single exon. The record is from RefSeq and is a predicted model, not a curated record. Gene Ontology annotation, molecular function: protein dimerization activity. Bases 1 to 519 code for a protein of 172 amino acids. NCBI's taxonomy places the organism in Eukaryota, Viridiplantae, Streptophyta, Magnoliopsida, Lamiales, Lamiaceae.
AUGAAUAAUCGGUUUUCUGAAGCUAGCACCGACUUGCUAAAAUGCAUAGUGUGUCUUGAUCCAAGAAAUUCUUUCUCUGAAUUCAAUGAGCAUCAAGUCAUUCAUAUUGCUACUUUAUAUCCCGAGGACUUCUCUGCGAGCGAAUGUUUACAUCUUCCACGACAAGUUAGUAAUUUUAUUGCUAAUGUGUGGUGUGAUCCUCAAUUUGUUGCGCUUAGUGAUUUGGGAAGUUUUGCUAUGAAAAUGGUCAAAACUAAGAAGCAUUUAGUUUUUCCAUUGGUCUAUCGGAUUAUUGAGCUGGCCUUGAUUUUACCUGUUGCUACUACUUCUGCUGAGAGAACAUUUUCUCCAAUGAAAACUAUCAAGACUGAUUUACGAAAUCGAAUGGGAGACGAGUGGAUGAAUGACAGUCUAGUUGUGUAUAUUGAGAAGGAUAUUUUUUCAACGAUUGAUUACGAGCCGAUCCUGCAGCGUUUUCAAUCGAUGAAAAUACGUAGAAUUCAGUUGCUGCCGCUUUAG